AUGGAGGCCUUCCCCAUCUAUCAAGACAUCCCGCCAGAGUACCCUCAGCAAGCGCCCCCAGAAUACAUUGAUUAUGCCUCCCCGCCUCUCCCCGACUACGACUACCCGCCCCAGGUCCCUCCAGACUAUGGAAUUGUUGAAGACUACUCCCAUGCUCCUGAGCCUAUCUAUAAAUUGCCAGAGUAUGCUUCCUCGGAAGAGGUCCCUCUCGACGAUAUCGAAAUACAUGACGAGUGGGUUGAUCCCAGCGAUUACCGGCAAGAGGAAGACUAUUACGAAGACGAGGUCUUUGAGGAGAGCUGGAUACCGUACUCGUCGCCUAUCGUGCCGAAUGACUCUCUGCCAGCGGCCGGUAGUAGCAGCCAGAAUGGCAACCAACAGGUGGUCAUUGCCCCUCCUUCAUUCUACCCACCACCGUCCGAUCUCCGGCAACACUACUGCGACCUUUACCCGGGCGACUGUCUGCGAGACAAGCUUCCCAUCGAGACGAACGCAACCGAGCGCACCAACGCCACGUUGGACGACGACCUGUCGAAUGGAACCAACCUCAAGCAUGUUGACUUGCCGGGUGCCGGUCUGGCCUUGGCUUUGCUUCUCAUUAUUAUCAUAGCGCUCAACGCUAGCUGGUCCAGCGAUGAGAAGGACGGAAAGAAAUCCAAGUCCAUCAACAAAACGCCCGCGGGAGGUGCUACACCAGACAGCUCGGCGGAAAACGGCAGUGACGAAGCCGUCAAAGCGAAGAAAGAGAAGGAGGAGAAAGCGGCAGCAGCAAAGCAAAAAAAGGAGAAAGAGAAGAAAGAAAAAGAGGCGAGAAGGGCUGCUGAAGCUGCAGCGAAUGGAGGCGAAGAACCUGCGGGCUCUAAUACCGCAGGCUCCGACGGACAGAGCAAGAAGGAGAGAGAGGCGGCGGAAAAGGCGGCCAAAGCAGCGAAAGAGAAAAGGGAGAAGGAGAAGGGGGAGAGGGAGGAAGCUAGAGCAGCUGCAAAGGCAGAAAAGGAGGCCAAAAAAGCAGCUGGAGAGGCUGCGAAUGGAGGCGCGCCAGCAUCAACUGCAGGCUCCGACGGAACGAGCAAGCAGGAGAGAGAAGCAGCCGCCAAAGCUGCUGCCCAAGCUGCAAAAGCAGAAAAGGACGCAAAGGAGAAAAAAGAGAAGGAGAAGAAGGAGCGGGAAGAAGCGAGAGCAGCUGCAAAGGCAGAAAAGGAGGCCAAGAAAGCAGCUGGAGAGGCUGCGAAUGGAGGCGCGCCAGCAUCAACUGCAGGCUCCGACGGAAAGAGCAAGCAGGAGAGAGAAUCAGCCGCCAAAGCUGCAAAAGCAGAAAAGGACGCAAAGGAGAAAAGAGAGAAGGAGAAGAAGGAGCGAGAAGAAGCGAGAGCAGCAGCAAAGGCAGAAAAGGAUGCUAAAAAAGCGGCCGAGGCGGCUGCAAACGGAGGAAGCCAACCAUCCAGACCCCCGCCAUCAAAUGCUGGAUCCGAGGCAAAGAGCAAGCAGGACAAGGAUGCAGCUGCAAAAUCAGCAAAAGCUGAGAAGGAAAGAAAAGAGAAAGAAAAGGCCGAGAAGGAAGCGAAGGAGAAACGAGAUAGGGAGAAGAAGGAGAGGGAUGCCGCGAGAGCUGCCGCCAAGGCCGAGAAAGAGGCCAAAGCCGCGGCUGAAACAGCUGCAAAAGGAGGAGCAGAUCCUGGAGGCCAGAGUACGAAGGAGGUAGACGCAGCUGCCAAAGCGGCAAAGGCAGAAAAAGAGGCAAAGGAGAAAAGAGAGAAGGAAAAGAAGGAGAGAGAAGAUGCAAGAGCAGCACAAAAUGCUGAAAGGGACGCGAGGAAAGCGGCUGAGGCGGCUGCAAAUGGAGGAAGCCAACCACCAGCAUCUAAUGCUGGAUCAGACCCAAAGACCAAACAGGAGAGAGAUGCAGCUAUCAAAGCAGAAAAAGCGGAGAAAGAAAAGCGCGCGAGAGAGAAAGCUGAGAAGGAAGCGAAGGAGAAAAGAGAAAAGGAGAAGAAGGAGAAGGAGGAAGCUAGAGCUGCUGCAAAGGCCGCCCAGGACGCUAAAAAUGCCAAAGCCAACACCGGUGGGAACCCGGCCAACCCAUCGGCGGGAGGAUCCGCGCCCAGCAAUGUAUCCGACGAAACUCCAGAAGAGAGAAAAGCACGCAAGGAACGCGAGGCUCAAAAAGCCAACGAGACUCCGGAGCAAAGAGCAGCACGCAAGAAACGUGAGGCUGAGGCUAAAUUUAAGGCUGAUGGUGCUACAACGACCAAUGGCGGAAGAGGUGGGGAAUCCACCACUGGUGCCCCUGUCGAAAAUGAGACUUCAGAGGAGAAAGCGAGGAGAGAAAGACGGGAGAAGAGAGAGAAGGAGAAACUAGAAAGAGCAAAUGAGACGCCAGAACAAAGAGCAGAACGUAAGAAACAAGAAAGGGCGAACGAGACGCCAGAACAGAGAGAAGCACGCAAGACGCGCGAGGCCGAAAAGGCCAAUGAGACGCCCGAAGAGCGAGAGGAGCGCAAGAAACGCGAGGCUGAAAGGGCCAACGAGACUCCAGAACAAAGAGCCGAGCGCAAGAAGCGCGAGCGAGCAAACGAGACACCGGAGCAGAGAAAAGAACGGAAGAGGCGGGAGGCUGCGAGCACAGGUGACGGUGGCGCGGGGGAUUCUUCCUCUGGAAAACACAGUAGUAAGAAUAAAGGCGCCGAGGGAUUCAAAUCAUGGUUCAGCCCGUCAUUGUUAUUGGGACUGCUGCUUCUCAUCCCUCUCAUCGCAAUGUUCGGUAAGCCGAGCAUGCCAAUGCUCAGUACACCAACUCUCCGUAGGCCUUCUGUGCUUGGAUCUGGGGGUCUGGCGAGCAUGUUGAAGCCACCUGUCAUGGCUUCCACAAGAGCUAGAGCGGCUUUUGCCAGUGCUAAAGCUAGACGAUCCAGAGCGGCUGAGACGCGAUGGGUAGUCAACGACACCCCACCAGAGCCUAAAACUCAAAUCAAUAUCAACAAUAAUGUGAACUCCCCAGGCGAAUCGGGUAAUGCACCCCCAAUUGAGGUAGUAGUCGAAGAAACGUCAUCAUCCUCAUCGGCAGAAGCUCCGCCAGUCAUAGUGGAGGAAACGGUAUGGGAGCCCAUACACUUCCGGUUCACCGGUCCAGCAAAUCCCGACAGGCUAUACAAGAUGUUCAUAACGACUGUGAUAGUUGCUCUUCCCCUCCUUUAUGACUGGGUCAUGGAUUACCCCAAGAAACGAUACUCGCAACCCGACUAUCUGCCACCCUUGACUCAGGCCGUACUCGCAAUGACUCUCUUCUGGCUCUGCGCAUACCUUGCAGACUGGAGUUUUGCAUGGAUCGGGUGGAUUGGCUGGGCAUCGACUGCCAUAGUACCCAUCGCUGAAGUAUCGAUCUCGGGUGCUCAGAGUGGACUGACACCACUCAUUGUCAUUUUACUAGAGACCAUCGAGUCGUUGAUUUGGGCUUUGGAAGACGUCGUCUUUGGCGAUGGGCGUACCUUGCUCGGCAUGGGCCUUGCAGCUCUGGGAGUGGUGAUGCUAGGGCAAAGAGAGCCGAGCUUGGAUGUACCGAAGACUGAAUAUGCUUCGGGAGCUGUCCAGGGAGUGUACUUCUUGGGUGCUUUGUUGAUCGCAAUGUUUGUAUGGAACGCGUAG
Messenger RNA from Cryptococcus amylolentus CBS 6039, 3642 nucleotides. RefSeq lists its product as hypothetical. The transcript has a single exon. Bases 1 to 3642 code for a protein of 1213 amino acids. The record is from RefSeq and is a predicted model, not a curated record. Gene Ontology annotation, molecular function: protein kinase activity. Gene Ontology annotation, biological process: mitotic spindle organization; regulation of cytokinesis. Gene Ontology annotation, cellular component: chromosome passenger complex; spindle midzone; spindle microtubule. Lineage: Eukaryota; Fungi; Basidiomycota; Tremellomycetes; Tremellales; Cryptococcaceae.